Messenger RNA from Phyllostomus discolor (pale spear-nosed bat), 2874 nucleotides. It is a transcript of the gene C7, whose product is annotated as complement C7. Bases 137 to 2683 code for a protein of 848 amino acids. Gene Ontology annotation, cellular component: membrane attack complex. Lineage: Eukaryota; Metazoa; Chordata; Mammalia; Chiroptera; Phyllostomidae. Gene Ontology annotation, biological process: immune response. The record is from RefSeq and is a predicted model, not a curated record. Gene Ontology annotation, molecular function: protein binding. The transcript is spliced from 18 exons.
CAGCCCUAACCCAGCCCAGCGGAGAGGGCGAGCCUGGGAGGGCGCGCUCUGCUGGGCUCCUCAGCCGCUGAGAACUCACCGGGCACUCACAGGAGAAGUUUCCAUCCUCUCUCCUGCCCUGAAUGUUUUCCCCAACAUGGAGGCAAUAAGUUUAUUCAUCUUGGUGGGAUUUAUAGGAGAGUUCCCAGUUUUUUCAAGCCCCGCCAGUCCGGUCAACUGCCAGUGGGAUUCCUUUGGCCCUUGGUCAGAAUGCAACGGUUGUACGAAGUCUCAGACUCGCAGGCGGACCAUUGCGGUUUACGCGCAGUUUGGCGGCCAGCCUUGUGCCGGAAGUGCUUUCGAGACCCAGGCGUGUGAGCCCACCCGAGGGUGCCCCGCAGAGGAGGGGUGCGGAGAGCGCUUCCGGUGCUUUUCAGGGCAGUGCAUCAGCAAAUCCCUGGUGUGCAAUGGUGAUUCCGACUGUGACGAAGACAGCGCUGAUGAAGACAAGUGCGAGAACACGGAGAGCAGACAUUCCUGUGACCUCGAUAAACCUCCUCCCAACAUCGAACUUACCGGAAAAGGUUACAACGCCCUCACCGGCCAGGUCAGGAACAGAGUCCUCAACACAAAGAGUUUCGGCGGCCAGUGCAGAAAGGUGUUUAGUGGGGAUGGAAGAGAUUACUACAGACUGAGUGGGAACAUCCUCUCCUACACAUUCCAGGUGAAAAUAAAUAAUGACUUUAAUUAUGAGUUUUACAACAGUAGCUGGUCUUAUGUAAAAGAAACAUCAACAAGCCAUUCAUCAUCUGAAAGAAAAACAGCCUUUUUUGGACUUUCAAAAAGUUCUUCUGUUUCUUCUGCUUCUAGUCGAAAUUACUAUGAAAACCAGAGGAAAAAGAGUUAUCAGUUGCUGGUUCUCCAGAACACUGUGGAGGUGGCUCAGUUCAUCAACAACAACCCAGAAUUUCUACAGCUCGCGGAGCCCUUCUGGAGGGAGCUCGCCCACCUCCCCUCUCUGUACGACUACAGCGCCUACCGGAAGUUGAUCGACAACUACGGGACCCAUUUUCUGCAGUCGGGAUCCUUAGGAGGAGAGUACAAGGUUCUAUUUUAUGUGGACACAGAGAAGAUGAAACAAAUGGGUCAUAGUUCAAUAAGUACGAGUAGCUGUCGUUCCAAAAGUAUCAAUAUCCUGCUUUCAUAUUCUUCAAACAAAUGCAAGGAGCUGAACGAUGCCUUAAAAAGAGCUGCAGGAACCUCGAGCAAUAAGCUGCAAGGGACGCCCUUUGUCAGAGGGGGCAGUUCAGGCUUCGUGUCCGGCCUCAGCUACCUGGAGCUGGAGAACCCAGCCGGAAACCAAGAGCGGUACUCUUCCUGGGCAGCCUCUGUGACUCAGCUCCCCCAGGUCAUAAAGCAGAAGGUGACACCUUUGUAUGAGCUGGUCAAGGAAGUGCCCUGUGCCUCGGUGAAGAGACUCUACCUGAGACGGGCCCUGGAGGAGUACCUGGAUGAAUCGGACCCCUGCCAUUGCCGGCCUUGUCAAAACGGCGGCCUAGCCACCGUGGAGGGGACCCAGUGUCAGUGCUCUUGCAAACCGUACACGUUUGGCGCCGCGUGUGAGCUAGGGGUCCUCGUGCAGGGCGAAGCAGGGAAGGUGGAUGGAGGUUGGAACUGCUGGUCCUCUUGGAGCUCCUGUGUUGCAGGGAAGAAAACGAGGCGUCGAGAAUGCAAUAACCCGUCUCCCAGAGGGGGCGGGCUCUCCUGCAUCGGGGAAACGUCGGAGAGCAGGCGGUGCGGGGAGGAAGACGAGGAGCUGAGGAAUCUGCGGUUGCUUGAACCACAUUGCUUUCCUUUGCCUUCCGGUUCAACAGAAUCCUGUCCACCACCCCCCGCCUUGAACCACGGAUUUGUUCAAGGUGAAGAUACCAAAUUUCCUGUUGGGAAAAACAUCGUGUACACCUGCAACGAGGGAUACUCUCUUGUGGGAAACCCUGUUGCCAGAUGUGGAGAUGAUUUGCAGUGGCUUGUUGGGGAAAUGCAUUGUCAGGAAAUGGCCUGUGUUCUCCCUGCACUGAGGGAUGGCCUUCAGAGUCAGCCCCAGCAGCCUUCCUACACCAUCGGCGAUAAGGUGACCUUUUCCUGUUCAGACGGCAUGUCCUUGGAAGGGCCUUCGACAGUUCUCUGUGGAUCCAGCCUCAAGUGGAACCCGGAGAUAAAGGACAUCCGUUGUGUGCACAAAGAUGCUGCCCCUUUGACAUCGGCAGCACCUGUAUGUCAGCCCUGGGAGAAAGUGAAGAAUUCAAGAUGUGUUUGUAAACUGCCCAAUGAAUGUCGGUCUUCCUUGGAGGUGUGUGCUCGGGACGAGAGGAGGGGCCGGGUGCUGCCCCUGACGGUGUGCAAGCUGCGAGCUGUGCGCUGCCAGGGCCUGCAGUUCACGCUGACGGGCGCAGACACCUGCAGACACCCUGCCUCGGCCACGAAAGCAUGCGGCGCGUGCCCACUGUGGGAAAAAUGUGACGACCAGGGCACCAACUGUGUCUGCAGAGAGGCCUCGGAGUGCGAGGAGCAAGGCAUCAGCGUCUGCGCGGAGGUGAACGGCGAGCAGAGGACGAUGACGGAGUGUGAGGCCGGCGCUCUGAGGUGUCAAGGGCAGAACGUCUCGGUCACCAGCAUAGAGCCUUGUGAGGGGGACGCCCAGUAGGCUCCUGGCCGCCGGGGGGCUUGCUGGGAAUCCGGCAGAGGCUGUGGCCCGUGGGGACGUCCCACAACUGAGCCCUUCACCAUCCCCAGCGGGGGGCGCAUUCUGUCUCCUUCCCUCCAGGGCCCCUGCGCCCUCAGCCCCCAGCUGCCCGCGGAAGCCAGACCUUCAUCCGAUAGAUACUCUUUUUCCUU